This is a messenger RNA of Octopus bimaculoides (California two-spot octopus), 2171 nucleotides long. RefSeq lists its product as uncharacterized. The record is from RefSeq and is a predicted model, not a curated record. Lineage: Eukaryota; Metazoa; Mollusca; Cephalopoda; Octopoda; Octopodidae.
UCGUUAACCAGAAAUCGAAACUGAAAAAUCGGCCAUAUGAACCUUCAGGAUUCCAUAAAAUCGAUUUUGCGCAGAGUAAUUUCCCUUGGGAUUGUUGCGAUGUGUUUAGUUUUCGAAAUUCAGAUAAAUUUCAUGCCUUGAGGAAGAAAAGUAUCGCUUCAAACAAAACCAUCGUUCAGUAUAUCGCAAACCCCAACUCUAUAGGCUCUAAUUCGCGUCCCUGUUCGUAAAGCAGCUUUUCGUCAUGACUCGGGCUGCAGUUUUGAAUCGAAUUGCUACAAGAGUAAUACAGCGUUUGAUACUGAUGAUGAACGAGACACACAUGCUGAUUCCGCCAAAUUCGGUAAAAAACAUACACGACGUUCUUCUUUAUCUAUCAGGAGGACAUGAAGAUGUCGGUAUGUCAGGCGAUCGAGGAGACUUUUAUCGUCGUAAACUGGCUGAACAAAUAUAUCUCAACUUUGCAAUACAAGGCAUUGAUCAUUAUAACGUUAUUGCUGUCAUAAAAGCAGCUAUAGAUUUAGAAGAAAUUUCAAAAUUGGUUAUGUUUGGCGAAUUAUCUGAAGAAAAUAUUGCUAUAGAUGAUAGAAUGUUUUCAAUCUUGGCGAGAAUAUCAGGAUUUUUGGAAUGGAUACAGCUACUGUCAUGAACUUACGACAAUGAUGCAGUUUUAAAGGGUUUCUGCCAACAAGUUCCAAUACAAACAAUAAAGUGGCUAACUGGCAAGUAGUAUUUCUUUUAUCUAUUAUGUUCUGAGUUCAAAUCCUGCUGAUAUCAACUUUGCCUUUCAUCUCUUAAAGGGGACGAUGUAAUUUACAUGCUCCCUCCCUUCAAAUUUGCUGACUUUGAAUCCUGCAACAGACUGCUGUUCCCUAUAGAAGGAUUUUGUGAUCUUGGUCACUCUCACGCCAUGGAAACUGAGUAACCAACCUCAUGGGUCCAAGACUUUAACUAAAGAAUAUAAACAAUAAUUACAAAAAAUUUGCAAAAGAAACUGAUUUAUAUCACCAUUAGGAAAAGAAACAAGACUUUUGUGCAGGAAUUUCUUUGAAAAAAGAUCCUAUCUGAAACCUCAGCUUCCUUCCUCAUGGCAUUAUUGAUUCUCCUAUGAAAACAUGCAGAACUUAUUAUUUAUCAAUGUUGACCACCACUGGUCCUUUUGGAUUCUACUUUACACUGUAAUAUUAUUACCAUGUGGACCAUUUAAUGUAAGCCUUUCUCUUGAUAGGAGGUAUGAGCAUCAACACAACACAACACCAACAACAAAUAUUGCUGUUUCUUUUUAUAAUCAGACAUAAGAGGAACAGAAUCUGUAACCUUUGCAGACCCUCUGAGACUGGUAAUGUAGAUGCAUCACUUUGAACAGAUAUAGACCAGUGUUUUGAAUAAAAACUGUUGGCAGGGAUGGAUUCCAGUAGGUGGAGAGGGUAAAUAGUUAACUAUUCCAAAACACAAGUCAUUGGACUAAUUAGUAGAUAAUAGAAGAAGCAAAUAGAGUUAGUGGUUUUACCAUUUCAGUGAUAACACAUACAGAGAUAUGGCAGUGAAUUAACAGCAGUAUUUACCUAUAGCCCUUCAUUUUGGAGUUCAGAUCCUGCUGUUAUUGCCUUUUAAUCUUCUGGAGUCUAUAUACAAGUACCUAUAAAAUUAAUAGGACUGAUCACUUGUUGAAAAGUAUCUCUGAUUGCCAAAAGCUCAAGCUAUUUCAGCAUUAUUGUGUGAAUAAAUAAGGUAGUGAGUUGGAAACUAGUAAGCAUGCUGGGAAAAAUGCUUAGUGGCAUUUUGUCUUGUCUUUACUCUCUGAGAUCAAAUUCUACUGAGAUCAUCUUAGCCUUAAAUCCCUUCAGGGUUGAUGAAAUAAGUAUCAGUUGGUGUAAUUGACUAGUCCCCUCCUGCAAAAUUCAGAUUUUGUGCCUAUAGUAGAAAGGAUUAUUGUAUGAAUAGAUGAAUAGUUGUAAUAAUGUUUCUGAUUUAGUGAAAAGUACUGAAAUUCUGAAGGGAGGGUUUAGCAAAUUACAUUGAUUCCACUACUCAACUGGUACUUUAUUAACUCAGAAAGGAUGAAUACCAAAGAUGACCCUGGAGUGACUGCAACUCAGAACUGGAACAAUUCUUUUAAGUUCUGAGUUGAAAGUACAUGGUAUAUUUUUCCAAUGUUCAAAUAAAGUGGC